Messenger RNA from Notodromas monacha, 1832 nucleotides. Lineage: Eukaryota; Metazoa; Arthropoda; Ostracoda; Podocopida; Cyprididae. The record is from the annotation of a GenBank genome assembly.
AUGCAACGUCCUCAACCACCUGGAUCUGGUUGGUCAAGGGAGAACGGUGCCGUCAGGGGUGUUCCGCCGCAAGCCGCGAGAGGAGAGCAAUCCAGUGCGCGACCGGGACAUACAACAGUCGAAUACGUUGUCCGGGUUCCGAAAAUAAAAUGCAACGCCAUUUUCAGGAAGGAUGUGAGUCGGUCGUACCACGCAAUGAAGUUCAAUGCUAAUCUGAACAUCGAUGUCGGCCAAUGGACCAAAGUGAACAUGGUCAGAGAAAAUAACAUCAAAGAAUUCAAAAUUGAUGACGACAUGCCAAAAUAUGGAGCUGGUAGUGAGUACGGAAAAGAUGCAAGAGAUGAAGCAAGGAGACGCAAAUAUGGCAGAUCCAAGAAAAAAUAUUCUGCCGAAGAUCAACCUUGGCUAAUGAAAAUCGGCGGAAAGGCGGGAAAGAAAUUCAAAGGUUUACGGGAGGGGGGAGUGACAGAGAAUGCAUCGUAUUACGUGUUCAUGCAAGGAAACGACGGAUCAUUCGAGGCGUAUCCAAUCAAGCAUUGGUACAAUUUUACACCGAUCCAACGUUUCAAGGCGCUCACAGCCGAAGAAGCCGAAGUCGAAUUCGGGAGACGCAAUAAAAUUAUGAAUUUUUUCUCUGUGAUGGUGAAGAAGAAGAUCAAGACUGAUGAAGACGAUUCCGGUCUGAAAGGAAACGAAGAGGAUGGGAAAAAGUCCGGCAAAGGAAAGGGGGAUGCGAAACAAAACUCGCUGAAAAUUUCAGAGAUGGACGAGUGGAUAGAAUCCGGCGAAGAAUCCGAUUCCGACAGUGACGAAGAUGGUUCUUCAAAAAAGAAAGAUAAGAAGAAUGACAGGAAGAAAGGAGCUAAAGCUAAGGCAAAGAAACCGAAAAAGGAAGUCGAUUCCGAAGCUGAAGAAGAAUCAGAUGACGGCGAUGAAGAAGGCCGUGAACUGGAUUAUGAUUCAGAAUCAUCUGCCAGUGAGGAUGAGCUUGAAACCAAAAGAGAGGAGAAAGGUGUCGACGAGGAAGAUGCCAUUCGUAAAGUACUGGAUUCUGAUUCAGAUGAAGAAAACGAAGAAGAAAAUAAGGAGGAGAAAGAAGGAGAAGAUGAGGAAAAAGAUUCUAAAGAUACUGGGAACGAAGAACAAAAAAAUAUUCCCAAACCGGGAGGGGAACCGUCAUCUAGUUCCAACACGCCCAAGAAGAAAAAGAAAAAGAAGAAGGAAUCAGAGAAGAAUGCUGCUACUAGCCGGGAAAGUUCUGCGGAUAGCUCUGACAUAUCUGAAUCUGAGAUAGACUUGGAGUCCAGCGUCUUCUUCACGGGAAAGAAAAAAGGCAAAGGAUCAAACAGUGCUAGCGAAAGCAAUUCGAGAAGUGGUUCUCCUCCUGCUCCAGUUGAAAAUGGAUCCCGGCCUGAGAAGCGCAAAGCAGAAGAUUCCGCGGGACAACAAACCAUGAAAAAGCUUAAGUCUGAUGCACAUGACAAGCCUGCACCUGGUGUUUACCUUCCCGCUGCUGCUAUUCAAGCAGCCAAUGAAGCUGGUAUUACGGAGGAAGGCGUAAAGCGUUACCUGUCGAGAAAGCCGAUGACCGCCAAAGAACUUCUGCAGAAAUUCAAGACAAAAAAAACUGGGAUUCCUUCAGAUCAACUGGUUUUGAUCAUAGCUCAGAUAUUGCAGAGAUUGAAUUUGGACAAAAAGAAGAUACGCGAUGCCCUGUACUUCUCUUUGAAGCAGUAAAAAUGCGCCUCCACGGAGUCGUGUUUUCUCUUUCGUUGUUUGUAUAUUUGUGUUUUGUUCAUUCGAUAAAUUCGUCUACGGGACGAUAGCAACUA